ACAACAGCGAUAUAUUGUGCUGCCGGUAAUUUAAGGGUAAGAAUAUCAUCGUGCGUUGCCAUAUUUCCAACCUGAUGUUUUGGUAAAUUCUUGUCUGGAAAGACCGAAAAGAAGAGAGAUUGAGGAGAUGUCGAGAAGAAGGGCGUUUUUACGCAGUUUCUCCGGUGCUUCAAUUUCGAUCGAUUUCUUCGGUGAGUCGCGUAGGCGGAUGCGGGAGGAUUUGGAGGCAGCGCCGCUGCCGUCAGGUGUGGAGAGGGAAGAGCUCGCGGCCGCUGGAUUUCUCGGAGUGGAGAAAGAUGGUUGGUCGCGAAUGCUUCCUGAGCUGAUGGUGGAUAUCAUAGGGAGGGUGGAAGCGAGUGAAGAACGUUGGCCCCUGCGGAAGAACGUGGUUUCCUGCGCUUGCGUAUGCCGGAGGUGGAGGGAGAUCACCACUGGUGUUGUCGGAUCUACUAAAGACACCGGAAAGAUCACUUUCCCUUCCUCCCUUAAGCAGCCGGGUCCGAGUGAUUUACCUAUCCAGUGCUUUAUUAAGAGGAACAAGAAGAACUCAACGUUCUAUCUCUAUCUUAGUUUAACCCAGACAUUUAUGGGCAAGGGAAAGUUUCUAUUGGCAGCACGGAGGUUUAGACGGGGGUACCGUACUGAAUAUAUGAUUUCCCUUGAUGCUGACGAUCUCUCUCAAGGAAGCAAUGCAUACAUGGGGAAAUUGAGCUCUGACUUCCUGGGUACACACUUUACAAUCUACGACAGCCGGCCACCAUAUGAUGGAGCAAAAGCAUCAAGCAGCCGAGCAAGUCGACGAUUUGCGAGCAAGCGAAUCAGCCCGCAGGUCCCUGCUGGAAACUUUGAGAUCGGCCAAGUUGCCUACAAAUUCAACCUUCUAAAGUCCAGGGGACCAAGAAGAAUGCAUUCCACAUUAUUGUGUUCUGAUGGAGAGACCACAAGGGAGAAUGAUCUUAAUAAGUUGGCAAAUGCCACUAAGAGUGGUUCAAGCUCCAUUGUUCUCAAGAACAAGGCACCACGGUGGCACGAGCAUCUCCAGUGCUGGUGCUUAAAUUUUCACGGUCGUGUUACUGUAGCUUCAGUGAAGAACUUCCAGCUAGUUGCAGCUGCAGACCCAAGUCAGCCAGGAGCUGCUGUGGAAGAAGAAACUGUGUUGCUCCAGUUUGGAAAGGUUGGGGAUGAUUUGUUCACCAUGGAUUACAGGGAACCCCUUUCAGCAUUCCAGGCGUUUGCCAUAUGCCUUACAAGCUUUGGCACUAAGCUAGCUUGUGAAUAAAUCAAACUUUGUCUUAUUACUUGCUGCUGCUUGUGAUUGACUCUGGAGUUUGGGUGCUAUAGGGCCUUUUUUUUUUUUUUUUUAAAUUUCUUAUAAUUUUGAUCUUUUUAUAGUUUGUCAGGUUUAUAUUUCAAGACUAAGUUGGCUUGUAUCUUUUACUCAACAUUCUGGAGCUGGCUUGUUUUGAGCUCUGUAUAUAAAUGGAUUCUGUACCAGACCUUUAUUUAAGAACAUGCCCAAUCUUAAUUUGUUAUAUGCAAA
Molecule: messenger RNA, 1540 nt
Organism: Dendrobium catenatum
Lineage: Eukaryota; Viridiplantae; Streptophyta; Magnoliopsida; Asparagales; Orchidaceae
Product: tubby-like F-box protein 1
Exons: 5
Coding region: 128-1279 (383 amino acids)
Source: RefSeq, a predicted model, not a curated record